AUGCACGCGCGCAUCCGUCGUCGGAAAAGCCUCCCGACCACACCGACGACGAACACCAAGAACCACUCCCUGAACAAUACGGCAACGUAUAUAUAUAUGCGCGUGCGAUGGAAUGCAGCAGCACAAUUUAUGCUCGAACAGAAGAGGAGAAAGAAACUACGAAGAACAGAGAGCAAGAAAAUGGCUGCGCCCAUGGGCACGUCCCUGUUCGUCCUCUUCCUUUGCGUCUCCCUCCACGUCCUCCCGGCCGCCGACGCCGCGCGCCUCCCGCCCGGCUCCAGCCAGAUCAUGGCCACCUGCAAGACGGGGCCGUUCCCGGAGCUCUGCGUGCGCGAGCUGGUCCAGCGCCUCCUCGACAUCCAGAUCGCGCUGGCGUCGGCCUCGGACCAGGCGGCCACCAUCGCCGGCGGCCCGGGACAGGUGGACGCCAAGGCGCUCGUGGCCGUGGCCAUGGAGGCGGCAGCGGAGGCCGGCGCGGUGGCCACGUCCGUGUUCGAGGGCAAGCUCCCGGGGUUCAACUCCAGCGUGCCCGACUUCAGGAAGUGCCUCGCCAACUGCACCGUGACGAUGAAGAGCGCCAUGAAGAAGAUCCACGGCGCCUCGGCCGCCGUGAAGGCCGGCGCCAACGACAUCGCCAAGACCCUGGCGUCGCGUGCCAUCGGCGACGUGUCGUCGUGCACGCUCAGCUGCAAGGAACUCAACGGCGACGUGCGCCUCAUCCUGCAGCAGAGCCUCGUCGAGUUCCAGAAGAUGCUCCAGAUCGCCGUCGCCUUCAUCAGCAAGAUUAAGCCCAAGCCGGUUCCUCCCCCGCCGGUGCCAACGAUGCCAUGA
Molecule: messenger RNA, 831 nt
Organism: Phragmites australis (common reed)
Lineage: Eukaryota; Viridiplantae; Streptophyta; Magnoliopsida; Poales; Poaceae
Exons: 1
Coding region: 1-831 (276 amino acids)
Molecular function (GO): enzyme inhibitor activity
Source: RefSeq, a predicted model, not a curated record